Molecule: messenger RNA, 2040 nt
Organism: Mizuhopecten yessoensis (Yesso scallop)
Lineage: Eukaryota; Metazoa; Mollusca; Bivalvia; Pectinida; Pectinidae
Exons: 1
Biological process (GO): proteolysis
Molecular function (GO): zinc ion binding; aspartic-type endopeptidase activity; nucleic acid binding
Source: RefSeq, a predicted model, not a curated record
AUGGCGACGUACCAGGUACAGCCGCCCGAAAAUUUCACGUUCUCCAAGCCCGAAGAGUGGCCAAAGUGGCUGAAAAGAUUUGAACGUUUUCUCGUAGCUUCAGAAUUGAUUUCGAAGGAUGAGUCAAUACAAGUCAACACUCUUAUUUACGCAAUGGGGAAUGAUGCGGAAGACAUUUUCCAUUCGUUUGCUCUGACGGUGGAUGGGUCUAAAACGUUCCAAACUGUGGUAGAUAGGUUCCAGGCACAUUUCGUCACUCGCCGGAACACCAUAUUUGAACGCGCGAAAUUCAAUCACAGGAAACAAAACGAGGGGGAAUCUGCAGAUAAUUUUAUUACAGCUUUGUAUACCCUCAUAGAACAUUGUGAGUAUGGAGCAUUGAAAGAGGAAAUGAUUAGGGACAGAAUAGUUGUGGGAAUCCGUGACAGUAGAAUGUCGGAAAAACUACAGCUUGACGCAAAUUUGACCCUAGAGAAAGCGGUGACUCAGGUUAGGCAGCGCGAGGCAGUCCAAAAACAACAGAGUGUAGUCCGAGAUGAAUCCGGAUCAGCAAACGGCUUGAGUGUAGGUUUAGAUGCUAUAAAGAAAGGACAGAAAAAUCGCCCUGGUAAAAAGCACAGCUACAAGCAAACUCAAGGGAGCCAAGGGAAUAGUCGUUUUCAAAACAGACAUUCAAACAAAAAUCAAAGUACUCAAAGUACUCAUAACUUUUGUCAGAGAUGUGGGAAGUCACCAGGUCACCCCAGAGAAAAAUGUCCAGCAUCGAAUGUGGAAUGCCACAAGUGUCACAAGAUGGGACAUUACGCCAAGAAAUGUAAGGCUACGGUGGAUGAAGUCUACCAGUAUCAACCUGAGCAGGGAUUUGAUUUCCUUGGAGUAAUCAACGAUAACUCAAGUAAACCAUGGUUGGUGAGUUUGACUGUGGACGGUGCCGAUCACAAAGUUGAAUUUAAAAUCGACACAGGAGCUGACGUGACUGCUAUACCCGAGAAAACUUACACAGCAGUGAAGGGUAAGGGACAUAUGCACAAAUUACAGCCGGCAGACAGAGUUCUUCAGGGAGCUGGACAGAACACUUUGAAAGUCAUAGGCAAGUUCAUAGGCGUGUUAGCUACAGAUAAAACACAGUCAUCUACGGAAAUAUAUGUGAUCCGAGAACUUACCAAACCUUUAUUAGGCAGACUUGCUAUUGAAAGGCUUAAUCUCAUCAAGAUGAUGGCUUCCGUACAACAGUCGGGCGACUACAGGAAGAAAUAUCCUACCCUAUUUCAUGGAUUAGGGAAGAUGAGUGGGGAAUAUGAGACAAAGUUACGCGAUGGUGCUAAACCUUUCGCGAUAUCCACUCCGCGCCGCAUAGCGUUACCGUUGCUUGACAAAGUGGAAGAUGAACUCUCAAGAAUGGAGUCGCUUGGAGUUAUUUCCCCUGUUGAUGAACCUACAGACUAUUGUGCUGGUUUAGUCGUAGUUCCUAAAAAAAACAAUACCGUAAGGAUAUGUGUAGAUGUGACUCAGCUCAACAAAUCGGUAAGGAGAGAGAAUCACCAGCUACCGUGUACUGAGGAAACACUCCACGGACUUACAGGCGCGAAAGUGUUUUCAAAACUAGACGCCAAUAGCGGAUUUUGGCAAGUCCCUCUGGCUCCGUCGUUGCGGUUAUUAACCACGUUCAUCACACCAUUCGGGCGCUAUUGUUUCAACCGACUUCCAUUUGGAAUAUCAUCGGCGCCAGAAUAUUUCCAGAAAAGGAUGGAGACUCUACUCACUGGGAUACCCGGUGUUCUCUGCCAGAUGGAUGACGUGCUAAUUUUCGGCCCGACGCAAGAAGUACAUGACGCGAGACUCGACCGUGUACUUCAGUGUUUUGAAAAGGCGGGCUUAACCCUCAACGAAGUGAAGUGCGAAUUCUCUAAAGAUCAAAUCACUUUCGUCGGUCACGUGAUUGACGCGUUUGGUGUGCGACCCGACCCUAGGAAGGUCGAGGCAAUCGUUAAGUUUCCGGCCCCUACCAACGUACCAGAAGUGCGUAGAUUCUUAGGGAUG